AUGGUCUCUGUGCCGACGUCGAAGGCAGCUGCUACGACAUCGAUCCUGACACCGUCAAUAACUUUGAAGGGUCACGGAGGAUGGAUUCGAUCUAUAUCAUAUUGUCCAGAUGGCCAUCAAAUGAUCAGCGGAUCUGAUGAUAAGACCGUUCGGCAAUGGGAUCUGCAGGCGGGAAAAGAGAUUAAGGAAGCGCGGGGUGUUUGCGAAGGGAGGGUAUGGGCAGUGGCAGUAUCAAGGGAUGGUCGAUGGAUUGUCACUGGUGGUGGGGAUUGGAAUAGUGCCCAGCUGAAAGCCUGUGAGAUUGGGACUGGGAUUGUGAAGAAAUUCGAAGGACACUCGGAGAGGAUCAACUGCAUUGAUAUCUCCAUGGACAACACGCUGCUUGCGAGUGGGUCAGAAGAUAAAACAACACGGAUAUGGAAUUUGGAGACCGGUAAACUGGUAGCUGGUCCAUUCGAGAGCCUCAUUUGGGUGGGCGCAAUUCGAUUAUCAACAAACUCGAAAAAGCUCGCAGUGACGUCAAAUGUAGGGAGGUCUUUUGAGGUCUGGGAUAUCCAGUCACAGAAAUUGGAUGUCAGAGUAGGGGAAUAUGAGGUAGGAGGCACGUCUGCGCCAAUAUUCUGGACAAACAACAACGAAAACUUCAUGGCCGCACUCAACUUCACCACAGACGAUGAUGCUAGUGCAAUCUAUGAGUUCGAUGCGUCGACGCUGGAGACCGUCGGAGCUCCCUUUGAAGGGCACACCAAACUUGUCACCAGCAUAGCACUUUCAUUUGACCACUCUCUCCUCGCCAGCGCUGCCUUUGACAACACCAUCAAGCUCUGGGAUUGCGAGUCCCGCCAACUUCUCGCUUCCUUUAACGUUCAGAAUCCUAGGGCCCUUAUCCUCUCACCCGACUCACGUCAGCUAGCUUACACGACAAACACCAAAGAUGAUUACAAGAUCUGCAUCUGCAACACUCCACCCGACAUCCUUGCUCAUACCAGUACCACUUCACACAAAAAGUCAGCCUGUAGUGUUUUACUAGAUUCUGACGCAACUCGUCGUCCUCCUGCUAGGUACCGCAAACCACCAACAUCUGUCAUACCUAUAGCACCAAGACCACCGUCUGCAAUAGACCUGCAGCAACCCAUUUUCGUUCGCCUCAGAAAAUUUCUUCACUUCUCUCCUCGCACGACCACAGGACACCCUGGUGGGAACGGUCAAACUCAUGAUCCGUUAGAUUUCCCUGCUACAUCACCCUUACCUCUCAAUUGCCCUCGUGCAAACAGUCCUCCACCAACUCCGUUGCCUGGUGCCAGGGCCUUUUGCAAUCAUGUUCGGUCGCUGUCAGACAAGGGAAAGCAAAAGGCGCGCGAACCAAAAGGCACAACUGUAAAAGUUGUCGAUGUUCCACUUGGACAAGCUACCUACGCUGAUGUUGUCGGUGUGGACGACGGGCAACGACCAUAUGUUCUCUUCUUUUGCCUCAGCUGGUUCCAGAAAAGGGAGAAGAAGCCGGAACCUCGGCCAGUCUAUGAUGACGAACUCGAGGACGACGAAAAGGACGAAGAUGUUCUUGAUACAGUCGCCCUGCCCCUCAGGGACCAGCACGAAGACAUUGAAUUGAAAACAAUUAGCCAGUCGCAACCAGAAGCAGGACCAUCUCGCCUGGUCGAAGUCGCUCUCCCACGGGAGACUGAGAUCGCGCCGAUAAAACCAGGUUGGACCACUUGA
Messenger RNA from Suillus discolor, 1719 nucleotides. RefSeq lists its product as uncharacterized. NCBI's taxonomy places the organism in Eukaryota, Fungi, Basidiomycota, Agaricomycetes, Boletales, Suillaceae. The coding region runs from base 1 to 1719 and encodes 572 amino acids. Gene Ontology annotation, molecular function: protein binding. The record is from RefSeq and is a predicted model, not a curated record. The transcript has 6 exons.